AUGUCUCGAGUGCUCAUCCCUACCCUCCGCCUGGCGGCCAAGGCCUCUGCCUCCCCCAUUGCUCGCUCUGCCCGUGUUGCCCAUCCCAUCGCCGCCUCUGCUGCCCGCAGCUUCCACUCUUCUCCCGCUCGCCUCGACCCCAACCCUGUUACCCGACCUCAUCUGCUGCCCGAGUUUAGCCUCGAGAACAAGGUUGUUGUCGUUUCUGGCGGUGCUCGUGGUCUGGGUCUCGUCCAGGCUGAGGCUCUCCUCGAGGCCGGUGCCAUUGUUCACUGCAUUGAUCGUUUGGAGCCACCAUCCAACGACCCUGACUCGCACUUCUCCAAAGUCCAGCGCCGCGCCCGCGAGGAGCUCGGCACCACCCUGACCUACCACCAGUUUGAUGUCCGCAACAACGAGGCCCUCAACGAGACCAUGCGCAAGAUUGCAGACUACACCGGUCGCCUCGACGGCCUCAUUGCCGCCGCCGGCAUCAACUACGAGACUACCGCCCUCGAGUACUCCCAGGAGGAGUGCGAGCGCAUGAUGAGCAUCAACGUCACCGGCUGCUUCAUGACCGCCCAGGCCGCCGCGCGCCAGAUGGUCCGCCUCAAGCGCCCCGGCUCCAUUGCCAUGAUUGCUUCCAUGAGCGGCACCAUUGCCAACAAGGGCAUGUACGGCGGCGCUUACAACGCCUCCAAGGCCGCCGUCAUCCAGCUCGCCCGCAACCUCGGCGCCGAGUGGGGUCCCCACGGCAUUCGCGUCAACACCAUCUCUCCCGGCUACAUCAUGACUGAGAUGCUUCAGAAUCUUUUCGUCACUCAGCCCCACCGCAAGGAUCAGUGGGCCUCCGAGAACAUGCUCGGCCGUCUGUCACUGCCACACGAGUUCCGCGGCGCUGGCGUCUUCCUCAUCUCCGACGCCUCCAGCUUCAUGACUGGUGCUGACCUAAGAAUUGACGGUGGGCAUGCCGCCUGGUAA
Molecule: messenger RNA, 960 nt
Organism: Akanthomyces muscarius
Lineage: Eukaryota; Fungi; Ascomycota; Sordariomycetes; Hypocreales; Cordycipitaceae
Exons: 3
Coding region: 1-960 (319 amino acids)
Cellular component (GO): intracellular anatomical structure
Molecular function (GO): oxidoreductase activity, acting on NAD(P)H, oxygen as acceptor
Source: RefSeq, a predicted model, not a curated record